AUGAGUGCGCUCUUCUCCGGGGUGGCAACGGAGUUGGGCUUACAGGUCAUCCUGAAGCCCUACGACAAUGCCAUAGGAAGAGGUUUCUGUUUGCUGGCAGGUUUGGCCUACCCCACCUUCGCCUCCCUGCGAGCCUUGGAUGGGGCAGCAGACCAGCGCUCCUCUCAGAAUGCCUCGGAAGUCAGGAAAUGGCUGCGGUAUUGGUCUGUUCACGGCACCCUCACCGCAGCAGAGCUGCUCCUCAACAAAUCAGUCACCUGGGUGCCCUACUACCAUGUCAUAAAGUUUGCCUUCCUGCUGUGGCUUCAGCUCCCACGUUUUGAGGGUGCGGCGCGAUUGUCCAGGGAUGUUCUGGAUCCUGCUGCAAAGCAGGCAGCUCCGCUGGUGGACCUGGGCCUCGCCAACCUAGCGCUGCUAUUCAGCAACCCAGUGCUGGCUGGCGCAGAAGCGAGGCUCCAGAGCUUGGCGGCCCAGUUCCCUGUCCUCGAGUGGUUCAUGCGAAGGCCAAGUGGCCGCUUUUAG
This is a messenger RNA of Auxenochlorella protothecoides, 522 nucleotides long. Its product is annotated as HVA22-like protein k. NCBI's taxonomy places the organism in Eukaryota, Viridiplantae, Chlorophyta, Trebouxiophyceae, Chlorellales, Chlorellaceae. The transcript is spliced from 4 exons. Bases 1 to 522 code for a protein of 173 amino acids. The record is from RefSeq and is a predicted model, not a curated record.